Messenger RNA from Cooperia oncophora, 390 nucleotides. Lineage: Eukaryota; Metazoa; Nematoda; Chromadorea; Rhabditida; Trichostrongylidae. The record is from the annotation of a GenBank genome assembly.
AUGUAUAUUCAAAAAGGGGAUCUUCUAAACAUUCAUCAGAGUGCCUCAAAACCUAGUCUAUUGUCGUCAUACUGGUCAAUACAUGUCCAGGUACAGAAUUCUGAUCGUUUGGAUGUCGAUGUGAAGAGUUGCUCCCAAUCAUCACUGCCCGAUGCAUUUGACGCAAAGCCGAACUCAUUAAGAGGCACGAAGAGUUUAUCAGAUUUAGCUAUGGAUAUGAGUCAAGAACGGACAUAUUUGUCCACCCGUGACUUCCCGACAUCUGCCGCCCCCGUUGAUGAGCCGACAACGGCAGCAGCUACAACGACGACAACAACCGCUGCAAGCAGCCGUACAUGGAUGCUACGAUACACUGGCAAAUCGUAUAACAGAAUGGCUUACGGCUAUUGA